AUGAAAGCCUACCUAAAGAGCGUAGACGGCUUUUUUGUCCUAAAUAAAAGUACUACAAUUGGGAGGCAUAAGGAUUCAGACCUUGUUUUAGAGUCUGCUGACAUCGACAACCACCACGCGCUCAUUGAAUAUAAUGAGGCCGAGUGCAGCUUCGUUCUCCAGGACUUCAAUUCCCGCAACGGCACGUUUGUCAACGAGUGCCACAUCCAGAAUGUGGCUGUGAAGCUUAUUCCUGGAGACAUCCUGAGGUUUGGCUCUGCGGGACUGACCUACGAACUAGUCAUCGAAAACCCACCCCAGGUCCCCUUCCUGUGGAUAAGAAGCCCAGCACCAUGGCCAAGGCCACAGACGCCCCAGGCCACACAGGAGCCGGCACCGAACCCCUCGCCACCACCACAUGUUCCCUUCUGCCAGGGCAUCCAGUCAGCACCUGCCAUGCAGAGGAGCUGGUCCCAGGGCUUCCCCAGGCCCACCCUGGCCCCGGCUCCCCCUCACAGGCGGCCUAUGAGCACCGGCGGGAAGAUGUUCUCCUUCACGGUGGACACCACCCACCAGUCCCCCAUCAAGCAAGUGUGGACCAGUGCUGCGGAACUGCCGAACCCGUCAGUGACUGAGGAGCUUCCUGGAGCAGUACCUCCCACGGAGCUUUAUGUGGAGCAGGACCUGGCCCAGCAGGACAAGGAUGAAAUAAUUCUGCUGCUAGGAAAAGAAGUCAGCCGGCUCUCGGAUUUUGAAAUUGAAUCCAAGUACAAAGACGCCGUGAUAGUCAACCUGCAGAACGAGGUGGCCGAGCUGAGCCAGAAGCUGGCGGGGACCAGCAGGCAGAGCGAGAGGGAGAAGUUUCAGGUUCUGGACGACGACCUUGAGGCCAAGCGGAAAGAGAUUCAGACCUUGAAAAGCCAGAUCAGUGCCCUGCAGAAAGGCUACAGCGAGGUGCUGUGCCACACCCUGUCGGAGCGGAACUCAGAGAUCACAUCCUUGAAGAACGAGGGCGAGGGUUUAAAGAGGGACAAUGCCAUCACCUCAGGACUGGUGACAUCUUUACAAAAAGACAUGUUAGCAAAGAAUGAGCAAGUCCAACAACUGAAAGAGGAGGUGAAUCAGCUGAAAAGUCAGAACUUGGAAAAGGAUUACCAGCUGGAAACCCUCGGCUCCACAUGCUCAGUGCUGAAGGAAGAACUAAGAAAGGAGGAAGCUCAGAAAGAAUACAGGGAAGCCCAAGAGGAGGAGCUGAAAGUCUGCAAAACCCAAAUCCAAGACAUGGAGAAAGAAAUAAAAAGGCUUAAGGAGGAGCUGAAGAAGAGUUGUACUGAACAAAGCAUGAUCUCCAAGACUCUGCGAGAAAAGAGCAAGGUUGAAGAGAAGCUUCAGGCGGAUUCCAGAAGGAAAUUGCUUCAGCUACAAGAAAUGGGGAACAGAGAGAGCCUUAUUAAAGGCAAUUUGGAAAGGGCAGUGGGUCAGCUGGAACAUUUCAGAAGUCAAGUCAUCAAGGCCGCCUUCGGACGGGUAAAGCCGCUCCAGGACAAGCCCAUCACCGACCAGCAGCUAAUAGAGAAAAUUGCCCAGGUCGCUGAGGACAACAUGCACUUUCAGCAGAAAAAGUGGGCCCUGCAGAAGGAGACCCCGCUCUGCGGCUGCAAACGGGAGCAGACCACCGAGGACAUUAAGAAGCUGAAGACUUCUCUAGACAGCUGCCAGGCUUGCAUGAAGAUGUCCUGCUGCAGCAGCAACCUCAAGAAGGAGGUCGACCUGCUCCAGCACCUGCAGGUGAGCCCACCUGUCUCCGAGCUCCAGAAGGUGGCGCUGGACAUCCUGGGCCUCUCUCUGUCCUGGCUGGUGGAAACGGAGCAGCUCCUCCGGGACCUGGGGAUCCAGUUAUCCGGCUCCGACAAAGAUCAAGUUCCAAAGUUCUCAGGAAAGUCAGCAGGCUUUGCUGCAAGAGAAACUGCAGGAGCACGUGGCCCAGAAGAUGAAGCUGAACGAGGAGAGGCUGGAGCAAGAGGAGAGGCUGAAAGCCAGAAUUAGGCGGCUAUUGGAAGAGAAGGAGGUAAGGGGGGCUUGGAGGAAUGCGUUACUCAAGAGAGAAACAGAGCUAAGGCAGCGUUACAGGGAGAGCAGAUGAGAUCCCAAGAGCUGGAGAACCGCCUAGUCCGCCAGAAGGAGGCUUUGGAGGAAAGCAUCACUCAAGAGAAAGACAGGGUGAAGAGAGCGUUAGAGGAAGAGCAGACGAGAGCCCAACAGCUGGAGACCCGCCUCGCCUUCCAGAAGGAGGUCUGGGAGAACAGCAUGAGCCUGGAGAAAAGAAAAGCAAAGGAAGCCCUGGAGUCGGAAAAGAGGAAAGUGCAGGACCUGGAAAACCACUUAACCCAGCAGAAGGAGGAAAUAGAAUUAAAAGGGCAAAAAGAAGCUGUUUUAAAUGAUAAACUAAAUGAUGCACUGGCCAUCGUAGAAGAGACUCAGAAGACACAGACAGCUGAAAGUCUGAAAGCAGAGAGCCUCGCCAUAAAAUUAAACGAAACAUUAGCUGAACUGGAAACUGCCAAGACCAAAAUGAUCAUAAUGGAGGAGCAGGUGAUAGUGCACCAGCAGACGAUAAAUUCCCUGCAGGAUGAGCAAGAAUUACAGAAGCAUGGAUUCGAAGAAGAAAUCAUGGAAUACAAGGAGCAGAUCCAACAGCACUCCCUGACGAUCGUGAGCCUGGAGCAAAGACUGCAGAGAGUGACUGAACAACACCAAAAAAUAGAAGGAGAGAUCGCAACUCUGAAGGACAAUGACCCAGCUGAAAAGGAGGAAACGCCGAAAGAAGACCCCCCAGAAAACGAAACCAAAGAGGCAGCCUGUGAGCACUUGAUAGAGGACUUACUGACUGCUCAGAAGGAAAUCCUGUCUCAGCAGGAGAUCAUCAUGAAGUUAAGGAAAGAUCUCACGGAAGCCCACAGCCGCAUGUCAGAUUUGAGAGGGGAACUUAACGAGAAGCAGAAGAUAGAGCUGGAGCGGAACAUGGCGCUGGUCCAGCAGCAGAGCCGAGAGCUGAGUGUGCUCAAGCAGAAGAUGAUCCACAUGAACAGCCUGUUGGAGAAGAAAGAGAGGGAGCUGAAGGUCCUCAGAGAGGCGCUCAGGGUUGCCCAAGAGAAACAAAAGCUCCAGAUGAACCCAGAGAAGGAACAGAAGCCCAAGAAGAAGGCCCAGAUGCGGGACAUCUCCGUGCAGAUAGAACCAACAGACACAGAGAAUUCAAGCAGCCAAGAGGAGCAAACUUUCAGUGACCUCGGAGCCAAGUGCAAAGGGUCUCGACACGAGGAGGUCAUUCAGCGUCAGAAAAAGGCCUUAUCUGAACUUCGAGCGAGAAUUAAAGAACUUGAGAAAACCUGCUCGCCACAUAAUAAGGACAACCUGAAUGAAUCAAUUCUAGAAUUAAAGACUCUCAGAAUGGAAAAAAAUAUCCAGAAAAUGUUAUUGGACACACAACCUGAUUUUCCAGCUCUCUCAAGAAUAGAGAUCCCAUCGCUUCAGAAUCACCUGUGCCGUCCAGGCUCCGGCUCAGCAGUGGAGAAGUCGGAGAAAGUGAAUGCAUCGGAGGCUUUAGAGCUCAGUGAAAAGCUGUACAUGGACAUGAGCAAAACCCUGGGAUGUCUGAUGAACAUCAAGGACAUGUCAGGCCACGUGUCCAUGAAGUACCUCUCCUCCAAAGAGAGGGAGAGAGUCAGCCAGCUUCGACAAAGGGACCUCGACCUGGUGUUCGAUAAGAUUGCCCAGCUGAAGAGCCGGCUGGAGAGGAAAGAGGAGCUUCUGCGAGGGUACCAGAAGGACAUUGAACAGCUCAGGCAGAGCAAAGUGUCUGUUGAGAUGUACGAGUCCCAGAUAGCCAAGCUAGAGGACGACAUCUACAAGGAGGCCGAAGAAAAGGCCCUGCUAAAGGAGGCCCUGGAGCGCACGGAGCAGCAGCUCUCCCAGGAGAAGAGACUCAACAGGGCCAUCAAACAGCAGAAGGUUGGAGUCAGAAGAACCACCCUCAGGGCCACCCAGGAAAGACAGAUGCUAAAGAAAGAGACUUCCAGCAAAUCCAGCCACAGCCUUUUAUUUUCUAAGCCUGGUGGGAGGGACUAGAGAAGCAUCAUCCCACCAGGCC
This is a messenger RNA of Otolemur garnettii (small-eared galago), 4129 nucleotides long. RefSeq names its product forkhead associated phosphopeptide binding domain 1 (gene FHAD1). The transcript is spliced from 29 exons. NCBI's taxonomy places the organism in Eukaryota, Metazoa, Chordata, Mammalia, Primates, Galagidae. The record is from RefSeq and is a predicted model, not a curated record. Gene Ontology annotation, molecular function: protein binding.